Molecule: messenger RNA, 1990 nt
Organism: Tachysurus vachellii
Lineage: Eukaryota; Metazoa; Chordata; Actinopteri; Siluriformes; Bagridae
Gene: mmgt1
Product: membrane magnesium transporter 1
Exons: 4
Coding region: 71-460 (129 amino acids)
Cellular component (GO): plasma membrane; EMC complex; Golgi apparatus
Source: RefSeq, a predicted model, not a curated record
UUUGAAUCCGGCUUCACGCUGCUUGUUCGCUUUAGCCGACUGGAAGCAGUUCAUUGCGUUCACAUGAAAAAUGGCUUCGUCCUUUUGGAAAGGCGUUGUUGGUUUAGGACUGUUCGCUUUGGCCCAUGCGGCUUUUUCGGCGGCGCAGCAUCGAUCAUACAUGCGGCUGACAGAAAAGGAGAAUGAAACUCUUCCAAUAGAUAUAGUAUUACAGACGUUGUUAGCAUUUGUGGUUACAUGUUGUGGAAUAGUCCACAUCUCGGGUGAGUUUAAAGACAUGGACGCAUCUUCAGAGCUUAAACACAAAACAUUUGACACAUUGAGAAACCACCCGUCUUUCUACCUGUUCAACCAUCGAGGCAGGGUGCUUUUCAGCUCAGAGCCAGAGGCUCCCACUGCAACUCCUCAAGCUUUGCCGUCCAAUCCGCUGAGGUUACGCAAGCUGGAGAACUUUCACUGAGACUAGCCUUGAAAGGGGUUUCCCUUGCCUGUUUUGCCGUCUUUUUCUUCCUCUGCAUCAGUAAUCUCCUCAGUUGGAAUGGGCACACUCUGUGCAUACGUCAAUAUGCUGUACAAAUCUGCAUCUCAGUGUGGUUACUAUUUUGAAGUCUAUGGACUGUGCCAAUUCCUUUUUUUUUAAUUUUUUUCCAAACUCAUACAUUUGUCUUAAAACGUCAGAAAGAUACACUGUACUCAAUCAGGUGGCACACAGAGAAGGGAGAAGCCAUCCUCCUUUUCCUACUCUUCCUGUUUCAUGAUGAGCUCUAAUCCCAUCUCUUAUUCUGUUCAGUUUGCCACAUGACCUACUGUGCUGCCAUGUUUAACUGAGGUUUUUUCUUCCCCACAUCCUUUUUAAAGGAUGUAACUACUAUGGACCAUUAAUUUUACUUAUGUUAAGAUAUACUAUUUAUGACUGAUGGACUACAACAUAGAUUUUGGUAUGCAAAUAAUGCUAAGGUUAGUGUAAUUACUAAAUUGAUGACUGGUCUGGGAAAUGAGAAAUAAAGACGUCUAAUAACGCUAACAAUACUGUGAACGCGCUGUGGAAAAUGAAUGCUACACCACUUUUUUUUUUUUUUUUUUUUGGGGGGGGGGGGGGCAGGAGUGAUGUUUUUUCCCCAUUUUAUUUUCUGUUACAGUGCAUUUGAUUAUUUUUAACAAUAAAAUCUGAGAUUUUAUUGAUGAAUUUUACUGAAGAGAUGUAUUCAUUUUCAAGUAUAACAGGACAUCUCUUCAAUGUGAUAUGUAGAAUAUAUGUAUGGAACUUAAAUGGGUUAAGUUAAAGGAAGGUCAUUUUUUAUAAUGGUUUAAAUCCACUCAUCCCCUUAGAACUGGGGUGUCGUAACUAAGGAUAUUGAUUUUAUGCCUCUGCCACUUGAAAACAAGCUUUUCAUUAGCACAUCAUCUCAAAAGGAUGGUCGAAUGUUUAACAUUUUAUUUUUAAUUAAAAAAGUUCUCAAAUUGAUCCACAGAGGGAGAAGGUCACAGCAAGAAUGAAUGUACAAAAUAGAUUUUCUUCAGUUGCUUCCUUCCUGUUUGAAGCAUCUGUCAAAGGUAUUUCUGGUCUACAAUUUAGUAAAAGGAAGAACAGGACAGGACUUGAUGGUGGUGAAAGCAUCCCCGUCAGUAUUGUUAAUGUCAAGUUCUUCAUGAUUAACAUCUAAUAUUCUGUGAAUUAACACCAAUUACCAAGAUUCUGAAAAUAGAAUAGGAGAUAAGUAGGAUAUAUUAGUGCUAACUGUUAACCUGUACGUUUUUCUAGAAAUCAUUUAUUAGUCCGAUUACAGUAUUUUACUUUAUAUCUUUUUAUUUUCCAAUUAUUGAAAUAAUUGAGUUGAGAAGAACGCACACUGGCUGUAGGCAAAAAAAAAAUACUCCUCAAUUUCACUUCUGUGUUAUCUCUUGUUUUAACAUGUUUGUAGUUUUCUGCAAAUGGAAAUUUGGAUAAUUUGGUGUCAAUGAGUCAUAUUAAAGGCCGAAAUCCAGUGCA